UUACGAAUUUCGUUUGACGAUACAUACAAUCAUCAGUUUUGUCAGGCUGAGAAUACUACUAUCACAGUCUUCCCAUAGAUUACAUCUACAACCUAGGUUACGAUGUUUCUAAGAAAUCUUCUCCAAGCUUCUGCACUUCUACCCUUCCUCUACUCGACCGCUGCUGCGGAAACAGCCUGCAACAACUCGCCAUCAUUAUGCAGCAAAGCGUACAACAACAUCACACAUCUCGGCGCUCACGAUUCGCCAUACCUACGCAAUGAAGCCACAUCUUUCUCCACGUCAGGGAACCAGUACUACAACACAACAGCACAGCUCGAGGCUGGAGUUCGGUUACUCAGCGCGCAAGUACAUUCAGAAACCGCCAACGGGACGGAGACACUUCGACUAUGCCAUACUAGUUGCGCUUUGUUAGACGCGGGAACACUGGAGAGCUGGUUAUCAGAGAUCAAGACGUGGAUGGACAAAAACACCAACGACGUCGUGACCGUCCUGAUUGUCAACUCGGAUAGCGCAUCAGCUGCAGACUUGGGCGCGCAGUUCAAGUCGGCAGGCCUCGAUGAGCUCGCAUACACACCUCCCUCGACAACGACGAUUCCUACAACAUGGCCGACUCUCGACAACCUCAUCUCCAAUGGCACUCGUCUCAUGACGUUUGUCGCGUCUCUGAGUGAAACAUCAACCGACUACCCUUACCUGAUGGACGAGUUCACCUUCAUAUUCGAGAAUGCAUACGACAACGUCAACCCCUCGAACUACUCGUGCACGCCCGACCGCCCAACGUCGCUCACCACCACGGCUGCAGCUUCAGAGUCAGGGCGCAUGUUCCUCAUGAACCACUUCCUGUACUCGCAAUCGUCGUUCAUCGAGUCGCCCAACGCAACCUACGCCAACACGACGAACGCGCAAUCGGGGUACGGGAGCCUGGGCGUAUCGGUCGACGAGUGCACGAGCGUGUACAACAAACCACCGACGUUUGUGCUGGUUGACUUUUUCAACAUGGGGCCAGCGAUUGCGAGCGUGGACGAGGCAAAUGGAGUGAGCGAUGCGACGGGCAGGACGAGCGUUAGCGCCGAGGCGUUGACGAGUGGGAACAGUUCUACGGGCGGAGUGGGCCGGCGCCAGGGGAGUCUGCUGGCGGUGGUGGUUGCGGUUGUGGUGGCUGUUGCGUUUGGGUGAGAUGUUUUGGGGGGUUGAGGGUUAAGCGUUGGUUGGGUGAAAUUCUGGCGUUUGGACUGGUAGCGUUGCAUGCGAUGGCGUUUUGCUUGGUUGUGUGGGAACGGCCUGUUUGUGGGCAUGGCCUGGUUGUGGGCAUGGUCUGUUUUAUGGGCCUGGACAUGGUAUAUCACAUAGGCUAGGCACGGGCAUGUGGACUGCACUGCACGGGCAGGACGAGUUCACGAAUCGAUCGGUUGGCGAG
Dothidotthia symphoricarpi CBS 119687 is the source of this 1420-nucleotide messenger RNA. RefSeq lists its product as uncharacterized. Gene Ontology annotation, molecular function: phosphoric diester hydrolase activity. The record is from RefSeq and is a predicted model, not a curated record. Gene Ontology annotation, biological process: lipid metabolic process. The transcript has a single exon. The coding region runs from base 103 to 1179 and encodes 358 amino acids. NCBI's taxonomy places the organism in Eukaryota, Fungi, Ascomycota, Dothideomycetes, Pleosporales, Dothidotthiaceae.